UUUUCAAAGUUCCAUUGGUAUCACGGAACUGUUGUAUUUAAGCCCAGUUUCCGACCGGAGAAUAAUAUUGGGAACACGAAAUGGCGACUUUCUUGUUUCGCAUAGGACGAUUGGGUUCUCUCAAGCGUCUCCAGUUGGAGAACUUGGGAAUCCUGAAUAGUUCCCCAGCUGCUUCGUUCUGCACCAAGACUGAAAAACCAGCAAAACCUAGGAAGAAGACCAAGACUGCAGCAGAGGCUCCAGAUGAGAGAGCAAACCUGUUAGCCUACAAGACAGCAGUUGCCUUCCCAGUUAGACUUUCAGGGCCUGGAUGUUUCCCAGCACAGUCUGUAGAUGGAACGGGACCAGCGGUUGUCUCCACUGCAGAAAGCAUUGUAGCUGCACAAGCCAUCACUCCUGUUACUGCUGCCAGUGAGCAAGUAGCUGCUGAACCAGCAGCCGACUCCGAUUCAGACUCUACCGACUCCGAUUCAGACUCUACUGACUCCGAUUCUGACUCUGACUCUGAGGAUGAGAAGAAGAAAGAAAUCAAGGGCUUUGCACCAGAGGCAGAACCCCAGAGGAUCACAGUCACAGGAGUAAAGGCAGGCACUAACGAAGCUCAGAAUGAAUAUGGGGCUCCUAUCACACCUGGUGUAGAAACACCAGCACCCUUAGGAGCAGCUCAAGCUACAGUGAAGGUACCCAGCAUUGGUUUUGAGAAGCUGGUGAAGUCAGGCCCUGAAAUCAUCACUCGAGAGGUGACCGGGUCUGAUGUUUCAGCCAAAACUGCUGCAGGAGUGAUAAAAGAUGCUGCAUUUCCUGUUGAUGCUCAAAUAGAAGCUCCGGGCGAAGCCGUUGGUGAGGCUCUAAAAGACCCGAGGUCUUCCUCUGCUGAAGCUGCUGCUGUGGCUGGAGGUGAAGCUGCUGAAGCUGGAACAGAAGACACCCUUCCUGCUGAAGCUGCUCCUGUGGCUGGAGGCGAAGUUGCUGAAGCUGGAACAGAAGACGCCCUUCCUGCUGAAGCUGCUCCUGUGGCUGGAGGCGAAGCUGCUGAAGCUGGAACAGAAGACGCCCUUCCUGCUGUAGCUGCUGCUGUGGCUGAAGCUUCAGUCUGUGCAGGGAGCACCGAGGAGCAGAUGGACCUUGCUCCUAUUGUAACUGAAACUGCAGGAGAGGAACUGCAGACAGAGGCCACAGCUGAACACUCUAAGGAAGCUGCGGCCGUGCCUUCGGAGCCAGAAGAACUGUUUGAUAACAGCACUUACAAAAACUACCAGCACCACAGCUACAACCCCUACACAUUCGCAGACCUGGAUGUGCAGAUGGCCAAGUUUCGUCUCCCUCAGCCCUCCUCUGGCAAGCCUUCACCCAGGCACUAAAAAGAGUUGAUAUGACCAUAAGUUAUGGCUUAAAGAUGACAGUGAUGGCAGUGUGUCCUUUUUUCAUUUUCCCCCUACUUCUGUUGUUUUUAAAGUAAAUCAUUAAAGUCCACACAUAAGAA
Pelmatolapia mariae (spotted tilapia) is the source of this 1483-nucleotide messenger RNA. RefSeq names its product NADH:ubiquinone oxidoreductase subunit V3 (gene ndufv3). NCBI's taxonomy places the organism in Eukaryota, Metazoa, Chordata, Actinopteri, Cichliformes, Cichlidae. The transcript has 4 exons. The coding region runs from base 81 to 1361 and encodes 426 amino acids. Gene Ontology annotation, cellular component: mitochondrion. The record is from RefSeq and is a predicted model, not a curated record. Gene Ontology annotation, biological process: mitochondrial ATP synthesis coupled electron transport.